This is a messenger RNA of Papilio machaon (common yellow swallowtail), 776 nucleotides long. RefSeq names its product histidine-rich glycoprotein-like. The record is from RefSeq and is a predicted model, not a curated record. NCBI's taxonomy places the organism in Eukaryota, Metazoa, Arthropoda, Insecta, Lepidoptera, Papilionidae. The transcript is spliced from 7 exons. Gene Ontology annotation, cellular component: extracellular matrix. Bases 60 to 758 code for a protein of 232 amino acids.
UCAGUAUUGUUUUUCGUUUUGCAGUAAAACGCUAGUUACUCACGCAUAAAUAAAUCAAUAUGUUCUCUCAGAUAUUGUUCAUUACCGUUAUCGUCGCAGCAGUGGUAGCUCAAGAUCAUGGUCACGCGUUCUCAUCCAAUCACAUCUCUCGCCACGACGGACAUCACCAGACUGUGCUCGGCCAUGGUCAUGGACACGAUCACCUUGAUUAUUAUACUCGUCCAAAGUACGAGUUUGAGUACAAAGUAGAGGAUCACCACACUGGCGAUAAGAAGUCACAACACGAGCAGCGUGACGGCGACGUGGUUGUGGGCGGGUUCUAUUUGAACCAGCCGGACGGCUCAGAUAGACACGUGGACUAUCAUGCGGACCACCAUAGCGGAUUUCAUGCGGAUGUCUCCUGUUUGGUCCUGCUCGUCGUCGUAGUGGCAGUGCAGGGUUAUGGGCAUGCCUUCUCAUCGAAUCAUAUCUCACGGCACGACGGACAUCACGAGGCUGUGCAUGGACAUGACCACGGACAUCAUGAUUAUUAUACUCAUCCUAAGUACGAGUUCGAGUACAAAGUGGAGGAUGGUCACACGGGCGAUAUUAAGUCACAGCACGAGCAUCGUGACGGGGAUGUAGUGAAGGGAGGCUAUUCUCUGCACCAGCCCGACGGCUCUCACAGACAUGUGCACUAUCAUGCUGAUGAUCAUACCGGAUUUCACGCGGACGUGAAAUACAGCACCCAUCACAUUGUGCCACAUCAUCAUCAUUAGUGUUACUAUUACAGAUAU